AAUGCAGCCUCAAAGAUUCCCUGGUCAAGGACCACCGAUGAGACCCUAUCAACAACAAGGAUACCCAGCUGGUCCAAGACCAGGUGGAUACCCAGGACAACAGAUGGGGCCUGGAGGACCACAGAGAAUGGGAGUUCCCCCUCAUGGGGGCAUGCCUCCACACCCAUACGCAGCUGGUGGAAAGGUCAAAGGUGACUCACAGAGUAUGCGACCAGGUAUGUCCCCAGGCAUGCCCCCACCCCCAGGGCCACCAGGCAUGCAGGGACCUAUGGAUCGGAAACGACCCCCAGACCCCCGGGCAGCCCAACACAUGAAGACGAAGAAGAAGAAGAAAGUUGCUGAUAAAAUUCUUCCUCAAAGAGUAAGGGACUUGGUGCCAGAGUCACAAGCCUAUAUGGAUCUGUUAGCGUUUGAGAGAAAACUUGACACAACCAUCAUGAGAAAGCGACUGGAUAUUCAGGAAGCUCUCAAACGACCAAUGAAGCAAAAAAGAAAACUUCGUAUUUUCAUUUCCAACACAUUCUACCCGGUCAAGCCUGAAGGGGAGGACGGAGAGGAAUCUGUAGCCUCGUGGGAGCUUAGAGUAGAAGGAAGGCUCCUUGAAGAUUCAAUGAGUGCUAAGCUUGGAAGUGACCCAGCCAAGGUCAAGAGAAAGUUUUCCUCUUUCUUCAAAAGUCUUGUAAUCGAGCUUGACAAGGACUUGUAUGGACCAGACAAUCACUUAGUGGAGUGGCACAGGACACCUACCACACAGGAAACAGACGGAUUCCAAGUGAAACGUCCAGGAGAUCAGAAUGUUAAAUGUACAGUUCUGCUAAUGCUGGACUAUCAGCCACCACAGUUUAAGUUAGACCAACGACUUGCCAGACUACUGGGUGUCCACACUCAGACUCGUCCUGUCAUUAUUAAUGCCCUCUGGCAAUACAUUAAAACACAUAAGCUGCAGGAUCCACAUGAACGAGAGUUCAUCAACUGUGACAAGUACCUGGAACAAAUAUUUGAGACACCGAGGAUGAAGUUUGCCGAGAUACCAGGGAAACUACACAGUCUACUGAUGCCGCCUGAUCCCAUUGUCAUUAAUCAUGUUAUUGUUGUGGAGGGACCAGAUUCGAGGAAGACUGCCUGUUAUGAUAUUGAAGUGGAAGUUGAUGAUACGCUGAAGCAGCAAAUGAACUCAUUCCUCUUGUCGACACAGAGUCAGCAAGAAAUAGCAAGCCUCGAUUCCAAGAUUCAUGAGACUGUGGAGACCAUUAACCAGCUGAAGACCAAUCGUGAAUUCUUCCUUAGCUUUGCCAAAGAUCCCCAGGAAUUCAUAAAUAACUGGCUCAUCUCCCAAACACGUGACCUUAAGACAAUCACAGAUGUUGCUGGCAACCCAGAGGAGGAGAGACGAGCUGAUUAUUACUACAAACCGUGGUCUCAGGAGGCGGUUUGUCGAUACUUCUAUGGCAAGGUACAGCAAAGACGAAUGGAAUUGGAGCAGGCACUGGGUAUACGCAAUACAUAACACACCCAUCAUCAUCAUCAUCGUCGUCAUCGUCAUCUAGACAUUCAUUCAGCAGGCUCUCACCAUGUCUGUGUGGCAGAUUUAUAGACUGGAGCAUUUUCUGUUAGGAUUGUUUGGUAGUAGAUAUUGUGCUGUGCUGGCCAAGGACAACAACAAUUUCAUAUGUAUUGUAGAUAAAGUCUGGGAUCUAGAUAAAGUAGGGUCUAGACUAGGUAAAGUUCUGGAUCUAGACUGUAGAUAAAGUAUGGGAUCUAAAUUAUAGAUAAAGCCAAGUUUUAUUUAAGUCCACUCUAUAGACUUCUGGGUUGAGAUCAAGCCAGUUGUGAUAGAUUACUUGGAGUGGAUUUGCAUGCUUCAUAAAUAGAGUUUGCAACAAAAAAAGAGAGAAAACAAUUCUAGUUUUAAUUAAGGAUGUAUCUGGAUGGAUACUUUUAUAAACGUAAAAAUCACCAGUGGACAAAAGAUCAUUUAACUUGUUGAGAUCUAUUGUAUACCAAGACUAGGAAUAUGUGAAUGAAUUUAACUCUGUCAUACUUCAGAUAUCAUCAGGACAAAUGUCCUGUUAAAAUCAUCAUUUUGUUCUAUUCAUGUUGCACUUAUUUUUGUAGUCUGACAAAGUGUCUGGAUAAAACUUGUAUAUUUGAUGUACAUAUUACAGGAAAUAAAUCUCGUGACACUGUG
Ylistrum balloti is the source of this 2188-nucleotide messenger RNA. RefSeq names its product SWI/SNF-related matrix-associated actin-dependent regulator of chromatin subfamily D member 1-like. NCBI's taxonomy places the organism in Eukaryota, Metazoa, Mollusca, Bivalvia, Pectinida, Pectinidae. Gene Ontology annotation, biological process: regulation of transcription by RNA polymerase II. The transcript is spliced from 17 exons. Gene Ontology annotation, cellular component: SWI/SNF complex; nucleus. The record is from RefSeq and is a predicted model, not a curated record. Bases 2 to 1507 code for a protein of 501 amino acids.